This is a messenger RNA of Sinocyclocheilus rhinocerous, 402 nucleotides long. Its product is annotated as sodium channel protein type 10 subunit alpha-like. The transcript has a single exon. Gene Ontology annotation, molecular function: voltage-gated sodium channel activity. Gene Ontology annotation, cellular component: voltage-gated sodium channel complex. Gene Ontology annotation, biological process: sodium ion transport. Lineage: Eukaryota; Metazoa; Chordata; Actinopteri; Cypriniformes; Cyprinidae. The record is from RefSeq and is a predicted model, not a curated record. The annotation marks the transcript as partial.
GCCCUAUUGUUGAGCUCCUUCAGCUCUGAUAAUUUGUCAGCACCCGACGAAGAUGGAGAAAUGAACAACCUUCAGAUAGCCAUCAGUCGAAUCCACUUUGGUUUCACUUGGCUGCUGGACGGCAUCAAAGAUCUCUUCAACGGGAACCUGGCGGGCUGCAGACAGAAGGCCAAAGAGAAGCAGGUGUCACUGAAAGAGAAUCACAUUGAGUGCAACGGCGGUGUGGGAAGUUUAGAGCAGCAUGGAGGGAAGUACAUUACUCCAGAAGGAGAGGACAGUUACAUUACCAAUCCCAACCUUACCAUCUGUGUGCCCAUUGCGCCAGGAGAGUCGGAUGUGGAAUUCCCUGAGGAGGAGGAUGAUGAGGAGACAGAGUCAUCAGAGGAUGAAGAGCAGAAACUG